This is a messenger RNA of Stereum hirsutum FP-91666 SS1, 489 nucleotides long. RefSeq lists its product as uncharacterized. Lineage: Eukaryota; Fungi; Basidiomycota; Agaricomycetes; Russulales; Stereaceae. The transcript has 2 exons. Bases 1 to 489 code for a protein of 162 amino acids. The record is from RefSeq and is a predicted model, not a curated record.
AUGAAAUGGGCUACAGAUGUUUGUAGGGCAGAUGCUUCAACCGAAGGGUUUAUUGGAGAAAAGUCGCAGUCCACAGAUGUGGCUAUGAUGUUAGAUGACCAGGGAGAGGACGAAGAGGAUGAGCCUGCUUCUCCCACGCCGAGUCUAGAUGGACAGGACUCGGACGGGGCUCUUCCAGAGGAUUGCUGCCAGGACUGUGGAGAGCAGACAGUCGAGUGCGACGGAUGCUCCAACCAUUCGUGCCCCGGGACCAGUUGCGACGACAGGCUGCACCCCUGCGAGUUCUGCUCCUCGGAUUGUUGCGACAACUGCAUCGAGGAAGAAUAUUGCUCUAAAUGCGAGAAGUGGGUCUGUAGGGUGUGUGUGAAGGAGGAUUCGAAAAUAUGCCCUGGAUGUGAUGGACUGCUUGACCGGGAGGCUACUGAGUUCGGAAUCGAGAUCGAUGUCAUUGCAUACUCUGUGGACGAUGACGACUUCUUCGACGUAUAG